CCGCCCCACACACACACAUACCACUAGCACACAUACCACUAGCACCACCCCGCUCACACUCCGCACAAAGAAGACACGGGAAAGCAUGGCCAGUCCGACGAUGACCGUCGAUCAAAAGAACGCGCUCGCCCGCGCACAGGUGAACCUGGAUGUCCUCUUGGCCAAUGCCACAUCUGCCAAGGCCCAGGCCGGUCGCAUGCUCCGGACCGAGGGACAGGACUACCUGAAGCUCGUGGCUUUGGCGGUGUCUCUCGGUGAGACGCUCGGGGGUUUGCUCCAGACGCAUUUCCAUGUCCCGGUCCAGCCGUCGGAGGCCAAUCUCGGUCCCAAUGAGGUGGCCCUCGACCUGGCCAAUAUCGAUGCUCGGUUUGGCUUGCGCUUUGGUCCGCUCCCGGGCGUGGCUGCCAAGAGCAUUCCCCAGCCUGACUACGCCGACGACUCGGAGGAGGCGGCCGACGCUUUGAUUGCGGCAGACGAUGCCCAUGUCGCUGCCAUGGAAGAUCCCCUGGGCGCGCGUACCUCCGGUCUUUUGGCCGAACUUGCGGCCCUGCGUUUGGCGGAGGAUGUCGAUGUGACGCGACUCCGGUCGGCUAUUUCCUAUAUGGCAGCCAUUUCUGGGACUCGGUUUGGCGAGCAGCCCAAGUUUGACGGCGCCCUCCCGUGGAGUGUUGGCCCGAAGGACACCUCCGUGUCCGGGGACAUCGCUGUUCCGAGCUUCACUCUGCCCUGGCUGAUGGCCUGCUUUGGCAACGGCCUGGCGCUCUUUUCCGACGGGCACUUCCAUGCGGCCGCACUCGCCCUCGACUCGGUGCUGCUUCUGCUUCGGGCGCUCAUCUUCCCGGAUCUGAGCCUGCUCAGCCUGAAUGCCGAGCAGAUGCCCAUGGUUGACCUUCUGCGUGGCUUGACUGACCCGGUCAAGCGUCGCCAAGCCUCUGUCUGGCUGGAGGCCGUCCUCUACCUGCGCAUUUUUGCCCUUUGGGCUGACACUGACCUUGCUGGCGCUCUCUCCGCCUGCCGAGACUACCUGUCGCUCAUGCACUGGGUGUCCUUCGGGUCGCCAACCAGCGACAACUCCAUCCAGUGUGGCCACGCCUUCACCCUCUUCGAGGAGAAUCAAAUCGGCGAGUACCCCUGGCUGUACAAUGUUCCCCAGCUGGAUCGUCCACUGGAGGGGACUUUCCCUCAGGGCAAGUUCCUGAUCCCAGCCACGGACCCGCGGCGGCUGGUCUCCGUGUUGGCGCUUUUCACCCAACUGCUUGCCCUGUCCCAGGAGCGCGGCAGCUCCGAUCCUCUUCCCCUGUACGCCAUGUGUCUGGCUCACGCCCUCCCCUGGCUGCAGUACAUCUCGCUGGACUUCGAGUCGCGCCACGACAUGUGGCCCCUGUCGGUUGAACAGGCGCUCGGCAUUCUCGAGGCCGGUCUUCAAUUGGCCGGGCCGAUUCUCGGUCUGGACCUGAUGCAGGACUUUGGCACGGCCCCGGGCUGCCUGGCGCCGCUGGUGACGCAGGUUGCCCUCGAGCGACUCCAGCACACGGGCCGCCACAGCUUGGCCGAGGAGAGCCUCCAAACGAUGACCCUGCUGGCUGGGCUGCGCACUCGUACCGUCCUCUCCCGUGCGGCCUACAUGUCCGGCGGUUCGGCCGAACUGCGCCAGCAGGCCGACAACUGCCGGCUCUUCUUCGCCUUGGCCCUUCUCCGGAGCAACUACCCCCUUGCCUCGGCCAACGAGCUGAAGAGCGCCGGACUUCUCCAGAUGGAGUUGGGCACCUCCUCUGCCGACCAGCCCCUGACCUUGGGGUCGGAGGACAGUUGGUGCAGCCUGUUGCAGGCGCACAUCCUGUCGGCGGCCCUGCGCACGGCGGCCUUGGUGCAUCUGGCGCAGGUGGAUGCCGAAGCCGACGCGGUGCGCCUCGGCCCGGCCACGCUUCCGCCUCUGGUCCCCAGUGACCCGGCGACCGCCGAGCCGCAGUACUAUCUUGCCACGGCCGCGGGGCUGGCUCUGGGCGCCUUCCAUGCCUUGACUCGUGCUCUUGGGCGUCUGGCUCCGGGGGACGCUGCCCCGGCUGCUGGUCGCGUGGAUUUGGCCCUGCUACGGGCAUCGCUGGCUCAUGGGGCGGCCGUGUGCCAGCUGCAUCUGGCCCGUGGCGCGGACCCGGCGGUCCGACUGGCCGCCCUGGCCCUCGGCCACCGGGUGGUCGCCACUCCUGGGGAUGAUCUGCCGUAUGGGGGCCCCGCGCGUCAGGCCCUGCUCGCCAGCGUGGCCGACCUCCUGGAGGAAGUCCUGCCGGCUGAGAUUGCGGACGCCGACCAACUUGAGACUGUCAAUUUGGCGGAUCGCGAUGGCAAUUGGCUCUUUGUCAUCGCCUCCAGCCUGUACCACCUUGGCCUGGCGCAUUCGGAGAAGCGCGACGUACGUUGCCCAGUCGCGAGAUGGGCCGACCUUGGAACAUGGGACCCUGUCACCCACGCAUACAUGUCCCCGUUCUGUCUUGCCCAUGAAUGGCAGAUGCUGACCUGAUGUGCCUUCUUUCUCCGGGGGGGGGGGAGGGGGCCCUCUCCGACCCUGGCAGAUUGCCCGCGCCAUUUUCUUUGCCCGGCGCGCGGCCCUGGUGUGCCGCACUUCCGGCGACCUUCCGGACGCCAAGUACCCCGAGCUGGCGGUCAUUCGCCGGUCGGUUUGGUACCUGCUUACCAUGCUCCUGACCACGCCAGAUGCCGUGUCGCUUGUGGGCUUGCGCAAUGACCAGGAGACCAAUCGGCCGAUGGCUGGUGGAUUGGCCUCCGCUUGGCGUGCGUGCCUCGCGGCCCAGGCAGCCUGUCAUGUCGAUGGGGAGCAUGCCCAUCCGGAUCCUGUCUUCCAUUUCCAGGAGGCCAUCAUCGAGGCGUCGCUGGCGUGCCAGUGCUCCUUCGACGGGACUCGCGAGGAGGAGGCCGACCAGCUGCUCCGUGCGUCGGGUCAGCAUCUCAAGCAGGCAUUCGCCCUGGUGGCCAAGGCCAAGGCUCCCGGCAUGGUGAAGCUUAACGCCUGGCUGGUGGCCACGCAUGUGUAUAUCCUCCUGUUGGUGGCUGCCAGUCCCGGAUAUUUGGAGCAGUCAAGCCUGGUGUCCGAAGCCCAGAAGUGCCUGGACUUCAUCUCCACCCUGGUGAAGUCGGCCCAGCUGGAUGACCGCACCUAUGCGGCGCGCGUUUGGCUCACGCUGUCCAUCCUUGCAGUUGCGCUGGGGCAGUCGCAGCGUGCCAUGGAGCACCUGUCUCUGGCCUCGUCCUUCGCUCCCGGUGGGAAUGUGGCCUCGGUGGCGCCGGCCCUGGCGGCCUUGGUUCACUCGAUGCUGGUGCCGGAGGAGGGUGCCACGCGCAUUCGCGGAACGACCGCUUCUCCUGAUGCUGGCAGCCCCGAGCUGGAGGGCAUCCACCAUGGGCCUGGGGAUGAGUCGGCCGCCAGUGUGCGCCUGCGCAUCCGCCACUUUGCCGGGCGCCUGACCAUGUCCACCGGGGCCGGCAUCGACGCGCCUUUCGGCGACAUCGGCGUGGCCCGGCCGGCUGACGCGGCUCCCAAGCACAAGGCCAGCCUGGAGGCUCAGUCAUCGAGCCCCAUUCCCCCGAGCAGCUUUAUUUCUCUGAUUCUGGGCUCCGCAGCCAGUGUUUCGACUCUCUUCCCGGUCCCGGUGGUCGGGUGAGUGGAAUAAGAAGUCGGCAUGGUGCAUGACCCCGCCUGUGGGUGUGCACGCCGGUCUCGCGCUGCGUGUAUUCCCCUCGCACGCCAGCACGGUCUUCCCCCCUCCUCCUCCUCCUCCUCC
Molecule: messenger RNA, 3797 nt
Organism: Fonticula alba
Lineage: Eukaryota; Rotosphaerida; Fonticulaceae
Exons: 8
Coding region: 86-2518 (810 amino acids)
Source: RefSeq, a predicted model, not a curated record